UGGUACUCAGACGAGAGUGCUCUGAAAUCGGAGUAGUUAGUGAAUUUACGAACGCACCUAGUGUGGCUACCUCACGUGCCUGUUAUCAAACACGUAUUUAUGUUUUAUUAUGACAUCUCAAUAGAAUGAUAUAGAUCACUACGGGAUAUUGUCAUACGCGUGGCAGAAACCUAUUGAAAAGCGACGAUAAAACACACAUGUCGUACAGCAAAAGACAGGGCAGUAUGCAGCCAGCGGAUACAGAGCAGCCAACGAUGCUGACUCUGCAAGAACAGCGACUCCGCAUACAACAAUUAGAGCGGCAGGCCCAGGCAGAGUACAGUGCUGCCAAGGAGAUUUUAGAGAAUGAUCAGAAAGCCCCACAUGGUGGAAGGACCCUGAGCAGGUUACUGUCCAAGCCAGGACUGUCAAUGGAGAGCAUUGUGGAGCGGGAGAAGCGUAGGCGGUGUACUCUGAUAGAGCAGCACAACGGGUUGCAGUGUUCUGUGAGGGCCAAGGGGUCUCAGCUGCUGGAGAUGGAGCAGGCCAUGAAAGCCCUGGAGCUGGACUCCAAUACAGACGGAGACGAGCAGCACUACGACCAGCGUGUGAGAGAGCUGGAGAACAGUCUAGAAAAGAUGACCAUCAAAAUCACAGAGGCUGAGAGGAUCCAAAAAACCUACCUGCGAGUCUGCGACCACCUACAUCGGGAGGUGCGUGAGAUGCCCAUGGCUCUGGAUCAGCUGCAGAACUCAGUGGUCAGCGGGCAGACAGAGCUGGGAAAGGUGGCCCACAUGUCUCACACCGCAGUGGCUGCUGUGGACUGCACUAAGCUGGUUCAGAUGGAGAGGCAGCUAAUGGUGGAACGCAGGAUGAUGGAGAAGGAGUUGAGUGAAAGGAGGGGAGUGAAAGAGAAGGAGGUGGAGGGUCGGCUGGAGAGAGAGAGGGAGGGAGAGCGACGAAGCAGCAAAGGAGCUCAGAAGUUGAAAGAGCAGGUUCGAAGAGGGACUAUCAGAGAGGGACUGGCUGAAGAGUCGGCUCAUAGAGCCCAGCAGACCGCCCCUGUCUCCACUACUCCCCAGUCCAUAGUCAAACUGGUGGAGGAUAUUGAUACUCUGAGAGACGCUCUCAGCUGCACUGAUCUGCAGGAGCUGGAAACACGGCUGGUCUCUCAGAAGGCCAUCAGGGAGCAGCUGCACAACCAAAUGACCCAGUGUGAGGAGCUGGUCAGGCAGAGCAUGGAGACCUUUGCUGCCUUGGAGCUCCAGUACGCCCAGCUCAAGUUCAGCGCUGGGCCCAGCUCUGACAGGUUUGAGCGGCUGAAGGAGGAAAUGCAGGCGGAGCUUGAGCAGGAAGAGGAGCGUUGCAGCCAUUGGCAGGACAAGCUUGGAAAGGCCCAAUCAGUGCUACAUGGGGUGGAGAAGGGUGUCAACAACCUGUUCUUCAGGAUGAGCUGCGUGCAAGUGAAGGACUCUCCCAGGGAGUUGGGGGGUCUGGAUGCAAUAGAGAAGCUGAGGGAAAUCGGCGCCCGUCUGCCCACACUGCAGACCACAGCUUCAGAGAAGACCGAGGAAAACACAGCUGACCAUGAGAAGGUGUGGAGCUUCCUGGAGCAGAGCACCAUGAUGGAGCCCAGGAACUACAAGAGGGCCAGCAGCCCUGUGUAUGACAGUACCUCAGAAGAUACAUUCCAGUUCCGCGGUCAGGAGGAGGACUGCUCCAUGUCCCGCGAUGAGAUCAAGCGUCGCAGCAUCCAGCUGAUCGAGGUGCACCAGCCAAAGAAGAAAGCCCAGAAGAGCAACACAAAGAGCUAGAGACAAGCUCCAGCUGUGGCCCUCUAUAUCCUACAGGGAGUAAACCUGAGGAAAUAAUAAACAGGCUCAUAGUA
Oncorhynchus kisutch (coho salmon) is the source of this 1867-nucleotide messenger RNA. Its product is annotated as coiled-coil domain-containing protein 183. The transcript is spliced from 13 exons. Bases 198 to 1793 code for a protein of 531 amino acids. NCBI's taxonomy places the organism in Eukaryota, Metazoa, Chordata, Actinopteri, Salmoniformes, Salmonidae. The record is from RefSeq and is a predicted model, not a curated record.